Thelazia callipaeda (thelaziosis nematode) is the source of this 774-nucleotide messenger RNA. The record is from the annotation of a GenBank genome assembly. Lineage: Eukaryota; Metazoa; Nematoda; Chromadorea; Rhabditida; Thelaziidae.
CAGGAUAGUUUUAAAUUUGGUAAUAUGUCAGUCAUCGUUACACACGAUCAUAUUCUUCCUUCUCAGUGUCAUCAUCCAAAAAUCGCCACUAAUUUCCAGGAUAAUUGUCAGGUUUGUGAAUUUACCCGUAUUCUAAAAUUACCGCAUUUACCGGAUAUGAUAUUCCCUAAUAAUUCAGUAGUUAUCACUUUUCCUAAAGAGCCUCAUCUAAGAAUCACCUUCAAUGCUUUGGAUGCCUUGAAAUCAGUUGACAGUUCUUCUUAUCCUAACGUACUGGUUGCACCGAGUGAGGAAUGGCAACGCACUCGGAAACAUUUUAUUCAUUCGCGAUUAGGCAAUCGUCCGUUUGAUUGGACUUAUACGAGUAAAUAUAAAGGAACCGUAGAUGGUUACACGGUCCUUCCUACAAAUGAAACAAUUUCGAUGGAAACACUGAAACGCCGUGAUCCAAUCAAUUUCUAUUCUCAAGUUACGCUUUAUGAAGAUGAAUUGGCUGAUCAUGGAUGUUCUGAGAUGAGCGUACGUUUACGAGCUAUGCCAACCUGUUUGUUUUUACUAUGUCGUUUUUAUCUUCGCAUUGAUGAUGUGUUAGUACGUAUUUGCGAUACAAGACUUUACAAAGAACUGAAUUCUGACAGUUUCUUGAGGCAAUGGACGCAUCGUGAGCUCAAAUUGGUGCAAAACAAUGUACGAUAUCCUGAUUUGAUUUAUAGUCAUUUGCCAAUUGUGCAUGAAGAGAUAGUUAAACUGGUUCCAAUUCGAUGUUCUACCUGA